Messenger RNA from Oryza sativa Japonica Group (Japanese rice), 1879 nucleotides. Its product is annotated as argininosuccinate lyase, chloroplastic. Gene Ontology annotation, cellular component: cytosol. NCBI's taxonomy places the organism in Eukaryota, Viridiplantae, Streptophyta, Magnoliopsida, Poales, Poaceae. The record is from RefSeq and is a predicted model, not a curated record. Gene Ontology annotation, molecular function: argininosuccinate lyase activity.
AGUUCUGAGAGGACACACACACUCACCGUAGCCGAAGACCAUAGUCCGUCACCAACUACUCCCUCCUCCCCGCCGCGCCGCCGCGCCACAGUCGUGGGCGAAGCGGACACCCUCGGCGACGAUACUUAUGGCCGCCGCCACCUCCCAAUCCUUCCUCUCGCCGGCGCCCAACCCCCUUCUCCGCCCGAGGAUCCUCCCCUUCCCCGCCGGCGGGUCCGUGUCCCUCCGCGGCCGCCGCCCCGCCUUCCCGUCCGUCGCCGCGGCGUCCACAUCGAUGGCGUCCUCGGAGAGCGAGGAGAGGAAGGAGACCAAGCUGUGGGGCGGGCGAUUCGAGGAGGGCGUCACCGACGCCGUGGAAGGGUUCACCGAGUCCAUCUCCUACGACUGGCAGCUCUACAAGUACGACAUCAUGGGCAGCAAGGCCCACGCAUCCAUGCUCGCCGCGCAGGGUUUGAUAACGGCUGGCGAUAAGGACAUCAUCUUAGAGGGGCUUGAUCAAAUAGAGAAGCUGAUUCAGGAUGGAAAAUUUGAGUGGCGGACAGACCGGGAGGAUGUCCAUAUGAAUAUUGAGGCAGCUCUGAUCGAAAAGGUUGGUGAACCAGCCAAGAAACUGCAUACUGCUAGGAGCCGCAAUGACCAAAUCGUGACGGAUCUCCGCCUGUGGUGCCGUGAUGCUAUUGACAAGAUUUUGUUCCGCAUCAAACAGUUUCAGGUGUCUCUUGUUCUGUUAGCUUCAAAAUAUGUUGACUUAAUAGUUCCUGGUUACACUCACCUGCAAAGGGCACAGCCUGUUUUGCUUCCACAUCUCCUCUUAUCAUAUGUUGAACAGUUGGAGCGUGAUGCUGGACGGCUGGUCAACUGCAGGGAACGGUUGAAUUUCUGUCCUCUUGGUGCUUGUGCUUUGGCUGGUACUGGACUUCCUAUCGAUAGGUUCAAAACUGCUAAAGAUUUGAAGUUUACAGCUCCAAUGAAGAACAGUAUUGAUGCAGUAUCAGACCGCGACUUUGUAUUGGAAUUUCUUGCUGCCAAUUCAAUUGCUGCUGUUCAUCUUUCACGAAUUGGUGAAGAGUGGGUCUUAUGGGCAUCAGAGGAGUUUGGAUUCCUCACACCAAGUGACUCUGUUUCAACUGGAAGCAGCAUUAUGCCACAGAAGAAAAAUCCAGAUCCAAUGGAGCUUGUUCGUGGCAAAUCUGCUCGUGUUUUUGGAGAUCUCAUGACUGUCCUCACCCUUUGUAAAGGACUUCCGCAGGCCUACAACCGUGAUUUACAGGAAGACAAGGAACCCUUGUUUGACAGCGUGAAGGCUGUAUUAGGAAUGCUUGAAGUAUGUACCGAGUUUGCUCAAAAUAUCUCCUUCAACUCAAAAAGAAUACAAAGUUCGCUGCCUGCUGGCUAUUUGGAUGCAACAACACUAGCAGAUUAUCUUGUGAAGAAGGGCGUGCCGUUCAGAACCUCGCACGAGAUAGUUGGAAGGUCUGUAGCUCUAUGCGUCUCGAAGAACUGUCAGCUCGCCGAACUUGGACUAGACGACCUGAAAUCUGUUCACCCCGUUUUUGAGGGCGAUGUGUACGAGUAUCUGGGAGUGGAGAACGCCGUAAACAAGUUCAUAUCUUACGGCUCUACAGGCUCGGAGCAAGUAAAAAAACAGCUCGAGGAUUGGCGCACUCAGCUUGGCAUUAGUUCAUAAAUGGUCGAGAAGACCUCGAAAAUCCGAUUAUUGUGGUUCCAGUUUUUGAAAGUGGGUCGGAGUGUCGUGAACUUCUUUUAUGGACGACAGUUCGCUGUUGCUUUAAUUUCAGAACGAUCGAUGCACUUGUAUUGGGAACCAUUGUUCUGCUGAAGUAUUGAUCUGAAUAAAAGAUGUGCUUCGUUGUCAAUA